Messenger RNA from Xiphias gladius (swordfish), 2735 nucleotides. RefSeq names its product solute carrier family 22 member 6, like (gene slc22a6l). Gene Ontology annotation, molecular function: transmembrane transporter activity. Gene Ontology annotation, cellular component: membrane. Lineage: Eukaryota; Metazoa; Chordata; Actinopteri; Istiophoriformes; Xiphiidae. The record is from RefSeq and is a predicted model, not a curated record. The coding region runs from base 536 to 2326 and encodes 596 amino acids. The transcript has 10 exons. Gene Ontology annotation, biological process: transmembrane transport.
AGAGGGAAAAGAGCUGAGCACAGUUAUAUGACCAUUCUUGAUGCUGGAGCUUACCUGCACUGAAACACUUCAACCAGACAUUGUUACUACACAGCAAGGACUCAGCAUUCUACCUCAGUGUUCAGUGAAUGAGCUGCUAAUACCUCAAGAGGUUACAUUGCAUUUCUAAUAAUCCAAAAAUGAGAAAAGUCGUUGGAAUUUGAGAGCCGAUUACACAAUUUAACACGCUGCAGCAACCAUAGGACUUUUACUUCUUACUCUGCUUUUUUAAAGGACUCUCUCUGGAACACUUUGCCAGGACUUUAUUUGAACUGACAGUAUAGUGUUUUAGUUGUUUUCAUGAAGGUGCUACACUUUGUGAGCCAGCAUUCUCAUUGGAUUUUGUACAUGUUUUAUGUAACGUGAGAAGACUAAUUCAGUCAGUGCUAGAACAACAUUUUUUUUUUUACACAUCCAGCUAUUUUAAAGGAACCUACCAACAGCAGGAUUUCGUGCCAUUAACAUUAAGUCACCUUCUGGAGACCUGUACAAAACUAUGGCAUUUGGGGACCUCCUAGAACAGGUGGGCAGCACAGGACGCUUCCAGGUCCUGCAUGUGACCCUCCUCUGCAUACCUGUCCUGAUGAUGGCCAGUCAUAACCUGCUGCAGAACUUUGUGGCUGCAGUGCCUUCUCACUACUGCAGCGCACACACAAACCUCUCUCAGUCCCAGCUGAGCCCAGAGGAAACGCUGCUGAUCACGGUGCCAUUAGACAAGUCAGGGAGGCCACAGAGGUGCCAGCGUUAUGUUGUUCCACAGUGGCACCUCCUGGCUAAGAAUGGCACCUCCGGCCCAGGGGAGCCGGUGGACACCACGGAUGUUUUGGAUGUUGACUUGCAGGGAUGCACAGAUGGAUGGUCCUAUGCCACAACUGAGAUGAGCUCCACAAUCGUAUCUGAGUGGCAUUUGGUGUGCGAUCUGCGCUCUUUGAAGCAAAUGGGGCAAACUGUCUACAUGGGGGGUGUUCUUGUGGGAGCUCUUGUCUUUGGAGGUCUUUCAGACAGAUACGGUCGGCGCAUCCUCCUGCUCAUUUCUAACUUGCUGAUGGCAGUGUCAGGAACAUGUGCUGCUUUCUCAACUUCCUUCCCCCUCUACUGCCUGUUCCGGUUUGGUUGUGGAAUGGCUCUCUCCGGCCAAGGACUCAACACCUUCUCGCUCAUUGUGGAGUGGAUCCCCACUCGUGUGCGGACUGUGGUGGGGACAAUAACAGGUUACUGCUACACAGUGGGACAGUUGAUCCUGGCAGUAAUAGCCUACUUCAUCCGGGACUGGAGGUGGUUAACCCUGGCUGUGUCUUUGCCCUUCUAUGUCUUCUUCCUCUUCUCAUGGUGGUUUCAUGAAUCUUCAAGAUGGUUAGCCCUGAAUAAUAAGUCUGACCAAGCCAUCAAGAACCUUAAAAGUGUGGCCAAAUUUAACGGGCGCCGCGAGGAGGGAGAAAAAAUCGACAUUAAAAUGCUGCAGGAGUCCAUGAAGAAAGAGAUGUCCUGUACUCAGGGCACCUACUCUGUCCUGGAUCUGUUCCGCAAACCCACAAUGAGGACAAUAACAGUCUGCCUUAGUGCUGUUUGGUACAUUUCCUGCUCAUAUUGUGGAAAAAAAAAAUUUCAUAAACAUUUUUUGAGCGCCAUCUAUGACAUUGCAAUGAUAACAUGCAUGUUUUUUAUACUUAGGUUAUCAACCAGCUUUGCCUACUACGGUCUUUCUAUGGAUCUGCAAAAGUUUGGGGUGGACAUCUACUUAAUCCAAGUGAUCUUUGGAGCUGUUGACAUCCCUGCUAAAGUUGUCAUAACUGUGUCUAUGAGUUUUAUAGGACGGCGUCCAUCACAAUGUGGUGCUCUCAUUGUCGCUGGGAUCACUAUUUUGAUCAACCUGCUGGUGCCUUAUGAUAAACAGACUAUACGCACCUGUCUGGCUGUUGUGGGUAAAGGUUGCCUUGCUGCGUCCUUCAACUGCUGUUACCUUUACUCUGGAGAACUGUACCCAACCAUCAUUCGCCAGAACGGCAUGGGCUGGGUAUCCAUGAUGGCUCGUGUAGGAGCCAUGGUGGCCCCUAUGGUGCUCCUCAUUGGGGACUACAUACCUUGGCUACCAGGUUUAAUCUUUGGAGCUGCGCCGAUCCUCAGUGGGGUGGCUGCAAUAUUCCUUCCAGAAACACUUGGCUCACCCCUUCCUGACACAAUACAAGAUGUGGAGGACAGGGGAUCUGGGAGAACCUCCAAAAUGUCACCAAAAGAAACAAUAAUCUUGCAAGACACCCAGGCGAAUUUCAUAAAGCAGGCUGCCUGAGGGCAUCUGUGUUGUACUCCUAAUGUUUUUGCUGACAUGUUAAUGCACGUAGAGUGGUCGCUGCUUUUUCUCCAGCCUGUCUAUUUGUUUGAUUUCCAUGAAAAGUUUAUUGUGUCGUAUGACUGCUGGACAAAUAGAGUUACAAGGUUAUGUUUGGACAGGUCAAUACAGUGACAGAAAUAGCUGCAAACAAUCAGAUCUGUGUUUAUGUCUUAUACAGUAGCUUUGAGGACUUUAGCCUCACUUUGGACCAAUUCUGUUUUAUAUUUUAAAUAUCUGUGUUAAAAAAGAAUGAUUUUUAAAUGUAAUGAUUCUACAGGUUAAAGACUAUGCUAUGCUUUUACUGGUGUUUUUGUAACUUCUUAUUACUUUAUAUACAACUCUGCAUUUGUAAACAAAAAUGUCGUUU